Messenger RNA from Plenodomus lingam JN3, 861 nucleotides. RefSeq lists its product as uncharacterized. Gene Ontology annotation, molecular function: nickel cation binding. NCBI's taxonomy places the organism in Eukaryota, Fungi, Ascomycota, Dothideomycetes, Pleosporales, Leptosphaeriaceae. The record is from RefSeq and is a predicted model, not a curated record.
AUGACAUUACGAGUUGCAGAACAAGACUCGCUCAAAGAUGAGAUUGCGCAUCUCGAGAAGCGCUUGCAAGAGGCGAAAGCCCGGCUGACGCAAGGAGACUCCAGCACAACGAAUCCACCCGUCGCCAACGACGCAGCCCUCCACGCCCUCCUCCUCCUAUCCGACUCCGCCCUCCCCCUGGGUUCCUUCGCCUUCAGCAGCGGCCUCGAAUCCUACCUCGCACACCACAAGCCCUCCCCAGCCUCGGCCUCCCAACUCCCCGCCUUCCACACCUUCCUACGCCUCUCCCUCUCCACCCUCGCCAGCACCACCCUCCCCUACGUCCUCACCGGCUACCGCAACCCAGACUCCCUCGAAACCCUCGACAAUGACCUCGACGCCAGCACACCCUGCACCGUCGCACGCCGCGCCAGCAUCGCCCAGGGCCGCGCCCUCCUCGCCGUCUGGGACCGCAGCUUCAAAUCCCAGUACACGCGUACGGCGGGCACGAAUGCAGAUGUCGCGGCCAAGGCACUCGCCGCCUUCUCCAUUGCCAUGCGCUCCUCGCACCAUCUCAAUGCCCAUCUUGCUCCGCUAUGGGGCCUCGUGACCCGUAUCCUGGCCGUCCCGUUGCGCGAUGCCGCAUACCUGUUUUUGUUCUCGCAUGCGCGGACGGUGGUGAGCGCGGCGGUGCGCGCGAGUGUUUUGGGGCCGUAUCAGGCGCAGGCUGUCUUGGCGGGGGCGGAGCUGCAGGCGAGGAUCAGGGGGCUUGUGGAUGAGGGGUGGCAUCGGUCGGUGGAGGAUGCGGGGCAGAGUGUGCCGGUGAUGGAUUUGUGGGUCGGUAGGCAUGAGAAGUUGUAUAGUCGGAUUUUCAAUUCUUGA